This is a messenger RNA of Botrytis sinoallii, 1961 nucleotides long. RefSeq lists its product as uncharacterized. Gene Ontology annotation, cellular component: membrane. Gene Ontology annotation, molecular function: ABC-type transporter activity; ATP hydrolysis activity; ATP binding. The transcript has 8 exons. Lineage: Eukaryota; Fungi; Ascomycota; Leotiomycetes; Helotiales; Sclerotiniaceae. Gene Ontology annotation, biological process: transmembrane transport. The coding region runs from base 1 to 1767 and encodes 588 amino acids. The record is from RefSeq and is a predicted model, not a curated record.
AUGGGCAAACCAGCUUUUGGCUUAUUUCUACUUUUCACCACCAUACAGUGUAGUUUUAUAGCCCUACAGCCACUGUGGCUCAGCUGGUGGGUCGACGCCAAUACGACGAGGCCGGAAACUGAUCUAGGAAAAUGGCUGGGCGUCUAUGCUGUCUUUGGGAUCCUGGCGCUAGCUUUUCUCGGGAUCGCUGCAGGGCACUAUUUGAUAUCACUGGUUCCCAGCUCCGCGAGUAGAUUGCACUACUCAAUUCUGAGAGCUACAAUGAGGGCUCCUAUGACUUUUAUCUCGGCCACGGACUCGGGAUCUCUCUUGAACCGGUUCACUCAGGAUAUGACCCUAAUGGAUAUGCAAUUACCAAUGUCCCUUUUGCUUUCCACCGAAGGACUUGGCAAAACCAUCGCCGGAGCAAUCCUGACUUGCGUCUCCUCAGGCUAUAUGGCCCUGUGUCUCCCUGUUUUAGGAGUGGCGCUCUUCUAUCUUCAAAAGUUCUACCUCCAGACCUCCCGGCAGAUGCGGCUACUCGACCUCGAAGCCAAAUCCCCGCUCUUUACGCAUCUCACUGAGACCUUGGACGGGGUGCGGACCAUACGUGCAUUCAAAUGGAAGGGGUACGUCCUUGACCAAAACUUUGGACUGCUCGAUCUUGCGCAACGACCAUUCUAUCUGCUUUUGUGCCUGCAGAACUGGUUAAAUCUCGUGCUAGAUGUUGUCGUCGCUUGUUUGGCUAUCAUCCUCAUUGCUUUAGCCGUGACGCUGCGGCAUUCGAUGAACAGCAGUCUGCUGGGAGUUGCGAUGGUUAGUAUUGUGAGUUUCAGUCAAACGCUAUCAUCUUUCGUGAAUUACUGGACUAGUAUCGAGACGUCUUUGGGGGCUAUUGCGAGAACACGGCGAUUUGUCGCAGAAACGCCGGCAGAACUGUCCGACGGAGCAGCAGUCGUCUCUGUAGAAUGGCCUUCGGACACUUCUAUCGAGUUCAAGGAUGUCUCUGCUUCAUAUCAGGUCUCGGGUCCCGAGGUCGUACAGAAGAUUAAUCUGAUCAUCGAUGCUGGGCAGCGGGUCGCGAUUUGUGACCGCACGGGUUCGGGCAAAUCCACUCUCGCCGCACUUCUCCUACGCCUGCUAGACCCCAAGUCUGGCGUCGUGUUCAUUGGGCACGACGACAUCUCUUCGUUUUCACCAGAAACAGUCCGCGGGCGCAUCAACUCGCUGCCACAGGACCCGUGGUUUCUGCCGGGGGGACAUGAAACUGUGCGUUCCAACUUGGACCCUCUAAGCGAAGCCACAGAAUCCCAGAUCCAAGUUGCGUUGGAAAAAGUCGGAUUGACAGAGCAGAUCCGGAGGAUGGGCGGCCAUGAUGCAGAAAUGCGUGGGAGUCACCUGUCCGCUAGACAAAGACAAUUGUUCUGUUUAGCGAGGGCCAUGCUGAUGCGGAGAAGUAAAAUCUUGUUGCUGGAUGAGGCAACAAGCAGGUACUCCACUACUGUCCCCCUUCUCGAGAAUCGUAUGAAGAUAAUACUAACGACUACUGUGAUGAACAGUGUCGAUGGACCUACGAAGGAGGUCAUGAUGUCCCUCUUGCGGACCGAGUUUCAAGGCUGGACUAUCAUAGCAAUCGUCCAUCGGCUACAGAGCAUCCAGGACUUUGAUCGCGUGGUGGUGCUGGAUCAGGGCCGGGUUGUCGAAUGUGAAAGUCCGACGGUGCUACUUUCGGAUGAGGGCUCGGCUUUUGCGAAGCUGUAUAGGAAUGGGAGGUGGCAGUCAUCUUAGAAGAUGGAAGCAAGGAUCAUCGGUUCAAGUGACUCUUAUAUAGCCACUGUGUAACUCGAGAUCUGAGACUCUGAGAUUGUUUCAUGUAAUUGAAGGUACGCAGUAGAACUAAAGGAGAACAAGCUUCUUCAUGAGGAUUCACUAAAAGCAACGAGGAAUCUAUCCAUGUCUUGCAGUGGUGAAGUGAUACAUGC